AUGGAGGAGUUUUUACUCUGCUUCUCCCGUUUUGUUAGCUUACGUGGAAAACCGAAGGUCGUUUACAGCGACAAUGGAACUAACUUUGUUGCCGCCGAGCAGAAGUUACGGCAAGCGUUGGAAGAACUCAUCAGUAAACACCAAGAGCUCCAGACGUUAAUGGCUUGCCAACAAAUUGAGUGGCACUUUUCUCCUCCCCAUGGACCUCACUUUGGUGGCGUUUGGGAAAGAAUCGUACAGUCUUGCAAACGGGCAAUGAAAACCAGCAUUGGUAAUUGCCUAGUUACGGACCAAGUGCUACGAACCGUAAUCGCUGAAGUGGCAGCCUUGUUAAACGCCCGGCCGUUAACUCAUCUGAGUAUGGAUCCAGAAGACCCGGAUCCAUUAACGCCCAAUCACUUCCUACAUGGUGGACCUCGCCCAUACGUGCCCCUGAAAUUGGCCGACGUGGAAGAUCUGAACGUAACCAACAAGCAGUUCCAGCAAAGUCAAGCUAUACUCCAACAUUUUUGGAAAAGAUGGCUACGUGAAUACGUUCCACACCUAACAGAAAGGAGAAAAUGGCAAGAAAAUAGGCCAAACGUCACCGUGGGAGACCUAGUACUUGCAGUUGAACCAAAUACUUUGCGUGGGCAGUGGAAGAUGGGCAAAGUGUUGGAAGUUAUCCCCAAUGCUACGGAUAAUGUUGUUCGAGUCGUAAAAGUCAAGCUCAGCAACCAUCCAAAAUCAUGUAUGCGGCCGGUGGCCAAAUUGUGUAUCAUGGUACCAGUCAAAGAACAACAAAUUUACGCAAAAGAAGAAAAAAUGGAACCUUCAACAGCGUAA
Molecule: messenger RNA, 825 nt
Organism: Daphnia carinata
Lineage: Eukaryota; Metazoa; Arthropoda; Branchiopoda; Diplostraca; Daphniidae
Exons: 1
Coding region: 1-825 (274 amino acids)
Biological process (GO): DNA integration
Molecular function (GO): nucleic acid binding
Source: RefSeq, a predicted model, not a curated record